Molecule: messenger RNA, 1252 nt
Organism: Prorocentrum cordatum
Lineage: Eukaryota; Dinophyceae; Prorocentrales; Prorocentraceae
Source: the annotation of a GenBank genome assembly
GCGGCCGCCGGCGAGGAGGUCGCCAAGGAGGGCGAUGGCGCGGGCGGCAGCGCCGCAGGCACCGGCAGGAGGCGGCAGCUGCAGCUGCGCACCAGGCCCAUCCGGAAGCCCGCUGCGGCCGCGCCGCUGGAGGAGGUGGCCGCCGGCGAGGAGGUCGCCGAAGACGGCGAGGGCGCGGGCGGCAGCGCCGCCGCCAAGGGCAGGACCGCGGUCGCGCCACUGGAGGAGGCGGCCGCCGGCGGGGAGGUCGCCGAAGACGGCGAGGGCGCGGGCGGCGACGCCGCCGCCAAGGGCAGGAGGCGGCAGCUGCAGCUGCGCACCAAGCCCAUCCGGAAGCCCGCUGCGGCCGCGCCGCUGGAGGAGGUGGCCGCCGGCGAGGAGGUCGCCGAAGACGGCGAGGGCGCGGGCGGCAGCGCCGCCGCCAAGGGCAGGACCGCGGUCGCGCCACUGGAGGAGGCGGCCGCCGGCGGGGAGGUCGCCGAAGACGACGAGGGCGCGGGCGGCAACGCCGCCGCCAAGGGCAGGAGGCGGCAGCUGCAGCUGCGCACCAAGCCCAUCCGGAAGCCCGCUGCGGCCGCGCCGCUGGAGGAGGUGGCCGCCGGCGAGGAGGUCGCCGAAGACGGCGAGGGCGCGGGCGGCAGCGCCGCCGCCAAGGGCAGGAGGCGGCAGCUGCAGCUGCGCACCAGGCCCAUCCGGAAGCCUGCGGCCGCGGUCGCGCCUCUGGAGGAGGCGGCCGCCGGCGGGGAGGUCGCCGCGGACGGCGAGGGCGCGGGCGGCAGCGCCGCCGCCAAGGGCAGGAUGCGGCAGCUACAGCAGCGCCUCACGCCCAUCCGGAAGGCUUCCGCGGCAAAGGCAAAAGCGAAGGCCAAGAAGCCGCCGCCUUGCCCGUCCGCCGCGGAGCUCAUCGAGUCCGGCGACCUGCCUGCAGAUUCGGAGGUUCAGUAUAACGCGCUGGUGAAGCUGUCGGCCCCAAAGUUGCGUGCCAUGGUGGCGAUCAGCCAUGACGGCGCGGUCAGCCAUGACGGCGCUCACCACUGGCAGGUGGUCAGGCUGAUUCGGCACACGCACGGCCUUCCCCCGAGCCAGGGCGACCAGAAGCACCUCGAGGAGCUCGAGGCUGCCAGGGAGGCGGAGAGGGCGAAGGAGGAGGCCGAGCGGGAGGCGAGGGAGGGCCCGCGGAAGCGGAAGAUCAAGGGCGUGGUGAAGGAGCUGUUGGAAGAGAUCAUGCCUCAGAACGACCUGCAGCAGGUGA